AUCUAACCGCUACACACGCGUGUGGAGCACUGGAUAAAAAGGCUACGCUUACAACACAGUGUGUCACAGGUUUCAUAUUGUACACAGACCAUACCGGUGUGCCCAACUGAAGCAUCAUGUCACCAACAAGAGUGGAAGUACCAUCUGAGAACCCUCUGGGACCAUGUCCAGCGCUAGUCUUUGGAGACAUCAGUAGCACCAAGUCAGCUAUUAUAGUUAUUCAGGAAUGGUGGGGGGUAAACCAACACAUCCAAGGUGUGGCACAAAUGAUCGCAGAGAAGACCAAGUUUGUGACGCUGAUACCAGAUCUUUACAGGGGAAAGGUCGCCCUGGACCGCGAGGCAGCCGGCCACUACAGUAAGGACCUGAACUGGGAGGGUGCAGUACAAGAUAUUGAUGCAUGCGCCAGAUAUCUAAAAUCAAAAGGAAUUAACAAAGUAGGCGCCACUGGUUUCUGUCAAGGGGGAGCACUCUCCAUAGCAGUCGUUACACUGUACCAGAGUGUUGAUGCAGCUGCACCGUUCUAUGGCAUACCUCGACCAGCCAACCUGACCUGUGACUACAGCAACAUCAAAGUUCCGCUGCAGUGCCAUUUUGGGGAGAAGGACCAGGCGGCAGGCUUUUCAUCUAAGCCAGACUACGAGGCAUUCCAAGCCAAGCUGGAGGGAUACGGUGUGCCUUUUGAAUUUUAUACCUACGACGCUGGUCACGCCUUUGCAAACAAGACCAGCGAAAACUUUAACGAGGCAGCUUAUGAGCUUAGUUUUUCUCGGAUGUAUGAGUUUUUUAACAAAUAUUUGAUUUAAAAAUGAGAUAAAGCCUUUCCCAACUAUACCUAUCACCCGCACAUUUCUUUUGUUUUGAAAAUUAUUUUAUUACAAUACUCAGAAUAAUGCAAAAAAAUAAUCUUUAAGACAAAAAACAGAUUUUUGUUUUAUAUCCCUACAAAUCAGUGUAUAAUGGUUGUGAAGACGUUUUUAUAUGAAUUUAAAAUGUUAAUUCUUUAUUAUUUGUUGCUUGUUUUUUGUAAAUAAAUGUUCAAGGAUUACAAUUAUACAAAGCAUGAGCUUUGUCUUUAUUUCUAUGAAUUUCAGCAUUUGCAAAAAAAAAACUGGUUUUGUUUGGUUUUUAUGUCAUUUAAAUUGGUUUACAUUUUAAAAUACUAAUAGAAAAAUGGUACAAAAAAAAAAGCUGAAAAUUCAAUAAAUCAGUACUAGAGGCUCAAGCUUCCU
Messenger RNA from Physella acuta, 1232 nucleotides. Its product is annotated as protein usf-like. Gene Ontology annotation, molecular function: hydrolase activity. NCBI's taxonomy places the organism in Eukaryota, Metazoa, Mollusca, Gastropoda, Physidae. The record is from RefSeq and is a predicted model, not a curated record.